GGUCCGCCAAUCAAAAUGCGCAUUUAUGUAACAGGAAGAGAUGUUACGAAAACAAGCGCUCCUAACAGCACCCACCUUGUUCGCCUAGACAUCGGUUACCAAACACUCGAGUUGACUGCGGCUGGAAAGCUGAGUUUGCUUCUGUCUUAUCCUUGGAAAAGGAGGUUUGGAUCAUCAGUCAUGCUGAAAGCUGUGGGACAAGUGUUGUUCUCAACUGGUCUGCAGAAUCCGAAAUUCACUGCAGAGGAGAAAAAGGGACAGGACUAUGAAAUCCGCACCUACCAGCCCACUAAGUGGGUGAGCACCUCUGUGAGCGGGAUGCAGCUGGAAGCAGCCUUGUCUACUGGCUUCCGUAGACUCUUCAACUACAUCCAAGGCAACAAUAAAAACAAGGCCAAAGUGGAGAUGACGGCCCCCGUGACGUGCCACGUGAAACCCGGGGCCGGCCCUGCGUGUGAAUCUCAGUUCACCGUAUCCUUCUACAUCCCAGAGGAGCAUCAGGCCACUCCACCCGAGCCCAACGAGCCCGAGGUGUUUAUAGAGCACAGGAAGGAGUUGACGGUGUAUGUCAGGACAUACGGUGGUUUCUCCAAUGAUAACAUGAAGCGUGAAGAGCUGCUGAAGCUUAUGGAAAGUCUGAAGAGGGAUGGAGUCCAAUACAUCGAGAAACCGUACUACGUAGCCGGGUACGACAGCCCUUUCAAACUGACCAACCGCAGGAAUGAGGUUUGGAUCCUCAAGAACGAAGACGAGCAGUAGAGCGUUCCUGGGUCACUCUAUCCUAUCAAAAUGUUAGUGAAGGGAAUUUAAAUGUGAUGAUUUGAUACAUUUCUGUUUGACCAGAAACAAAAGUUAGAUUUGUUACUUACACUAAAAGUUACUGAUUACUCACUGAAAAACUUGAUAAGGAGACUAAUUACACGACAACUAGAGGUCCUAUCAGCCAUAUGAAGCAAUAUAACCAGCAGGUGGAGCCAAGUAGUCAAGAAAAUGUUUCUUAUGUUAACAGAAAACCCCACAAGUACGUCUUAAUUAAAAAAUAUAUAUAUAUUUUUAAUGAAUAUUUUCAAAAUACACUAAUUUUAGGCUUUUGAUUGUGCAUGUUGCUAACCUCCUUUUUCACAGCAGAUGUUUUAGCCUGACAGGGCAGGGACAGCACCCAUGUGACUGAUAACAUUCACAGUGUGAGCCGGGUCCAGGGGGGGCGGUGUAGGCUGGCUCACUGUGGGAGCACACUGUGUACCUUUCCUGUGUGCGACGGACACGAAGCUUCUUGCUUUUCAUUUACACUCCCACACUAGCAGGUGAGAGCAGCCACGUGUCACUCAGGCGACGCUGCUUAGAUUUGCCGUGUCAUCAGAUGUUUCCAUCAACAAAGAUCUGUUUAAGUCAUGCUGACACCAUAAAUAUAUCUAUUUUAGGAUCACUGGCUGCACUCAGAAUAUGUGAGACUUGCAAAAGUAAACCAGAAUAUAUAUAUAUAUAGUCUUUCCUGCAGGUCUUAUUGGAAAACUUAGUGAAAACAGUUAACCCAUAAUCAUGAAACACAAUUUCAAACAAACAGUUUCAGCUGCUUUUUCCUGCAACGUCAAGUCGGAGCCUUUGCUGUGAAAAAUGUUCAAAUAACAUGGCAACUAACUGCUACUUGUUUACACUCGCAUAUUGAUGUGACAGGACUGUGUGUAGGAAACAAAGAAAGCAAAGGAAAUGUUCGUAGUUGGGUUUUUAAGUCAGUCCUAAAAUAAUACUAGUGCCUUUAUGGACAUUAAAACACAGAUAAAUCCAGUCAUCGCUGUGUGUAAAAGUGCAGUCUGACGGCUAUUAGAUGCAACUGUGAGGCUUUGUCAGUUAGAGUUACGUGAAUCAGCAGUCAAAAUGGGGGGGGAAAUAGUUUUUUGCAGUUUAGUGAGGACUCGCAGUCCAUAAAAAAAAAAAAAUAAAAAUAAAUCUACACAAAAAUUAUCAGUGCAUCUAAAAGUGCAGAAGCCUCAUAUUUGUUUUCACUGAACUUUGGAGUAUAAUAUUUGCACACGCCACGAGUUCAGCCUGUGAAAAUGUGUCUCCUGGUACUUGGAUUUGAGUCGCAUUAAGAAAGGGAUCGCAUCAAAUCCAUUAUGACCAGAGGGAUCAAGUGCAAGGGAUUAAGCAUUAAACAUAUUUUGACUUUGUAGAUCAGCUGCACAGUUUAGCAGAAGGUUUGUGUUGUCAGUCAGCUCUGGGAAGGUGACUCUGCCUGGCAAGCGGCCGAGCGUCGGUAAAUCUCAGUUUAUCUGCUCUCAGGCCUCACUUACUGCCACUGCGACCGCAUAUGCAUCCAUUGUGAUGAAUGGCUGGGCCCGUCGCAACACGUCUCAUAAGCUGUCAUUUUUGUUAAUGAAUAUAAAUGUGUGUUUAACCAGCUUUGUGCUCAAUUGCUCAGACUGACCAUUUUUAGUUUAAUAUUGACAGAGAGCUAAUAAAAAUGUGCCUUUUUUCUUUUAUAUCUUCAUAUAAUCAUUAAGUGUGUGUGUGUGUGUGUUUAUUACUCAUAGUAGUGCUCGGAUGAAGAAUGAUGGCACGAGCAAUGCACUGAUAAGAAUAUUGGGAAAUUUGAAAGUUUACAUAAUGUAAAUUGUCUUAUCUAAUCAAUAACUCGUGAUUAAACCAUUAUUCGGAUCAUAAAUGUGCGUUUAAGUAUUUGUCAUUUGUAUUUCCUGCUGGGCUUUUUCAGUCACAGAUUACAGUUUCACGUGUUCAGUAACAGAUAAAAUCUGGAUCGUCCUCGGCUCGUAUCGAUCGUUUGUCAGCCGCGGCUCACUUCGCCCUUUCUCACCUCACCUCACGUCUCCUCUCGCGCCCUCGUCGCUCUCAGCCCGAUGUCUGCUGAGUCACUCAUUUUAUUUGUGGCAGAAUUGUUCCCAAUAUCAUGUUCACACACUCAGCAGAAAUUAUGUAUUUUUUUUUAUCCUCUGUUCAUGCAUACACACACGCAUAUUGAUCUCGUUGGCCGUGCUCAGCAAAGCGAAACGUGCUGUGGAGGGGAUCGGUUUAAUGAGGCUCACUGUUUUAAUCUAAACACCACAGUUUUGUAUUUUAAUUUUAUCUCCUCCCCUCCAGCCUGGCGGAGACUAGAGCUGAUGAUGUGAAAGUACUUUCAUUUUCUGGUGAGAUUAACUGGAGAAAUUUACUGUUCAGUUUGGAUGCAACAGAAACUGUGUGGAUGUAGUAUUCAUAUCUCAUAAUGCACAUGUAAGAACUCUUUGUCUUUGAGAUUAAUAUAACUCCUGCCAUUCAUUAACUAUAGUACUUUGGCUCAGCUGACUGGUGAAUGAAUGCUAGAGUUUAACACAGUUCAGACAGAAACCUCUAAACACCAGUAUUGGAAAGGUUUGGGAGUCUACAUAGCUGCUGUAAGCGGGUCCCCAAAAACUGUUUUCUUCUGUGGUUUAAACUAAGUAUUUAGCUUGAUUAAAACACUUUCUUCUACUAUUAUGCUUUUUUUUAAUAGCAUUCUUGUGUUGGAAUCUUUAAAUACUUUCACAUUGUAAAAUUUUAUGCCCUCCAAAUCAGUCCAUCCACCUUUCUUUCACUUAUCCAGAUUUGAGAAGGUGCUGGAGUCUAUCCCAGCUGUCAUAUGACGAAAGGUGGGGGUACACACAUAGGUCUAACACAUUCAGUCACACCUAUGGUCAGUUUAGACUAACCAAAUUACCCAACAUGCACGUCUUUGGAUUGUGAUGAAGCCAGAGUAACCGGAGAGAACGCGCUCCAACAACUCCACACAGAAACGUCCCAACCUGGAUUUGAAUCCAUGUGAAAAUUAUUAGCAUGAAAACGGUGGUUAGCACUAUUGCCUCACAGCAAGAAGGUCCUGGUUUGAUUCCCCCAUCUGACCGGAGUCUUUCUGUGUGGAAUCAAGUGCAAAAAAGCUAGAUGUUUAAUAAGUGAAGCAGCACUCUGUUCUCCAGCCUAAACACAUGUGGUUACUAUUCCUGGCCUCCCUGCGAUCAGCCCUGCUUUAUUUGCCAUGACUUAUAAACACUCUCCAUUGAGUGGUCUUGAAUGUAAGAAGACGGGGGGGAAGCGGUGAAGUGUCAAUAGUGUGAUUAUAGCUGCGGGGAGUUCAUAUUGAUUCCUGUCUCGCAGCCAGAUGGACGCUGCGUCAGAGGGCAGGUGGCUGCUGAAUCAGAGGUGACGGGGCUUCAUUUAAAAUACUAAGACACUGUCUGCGUUUCUGUUCCCCUGAGAAGACUGACGGGCCAGUGGCGCAAUGGUAUUUAUAGGUGUCUCUCUGCAGGACGUUGAUGCAGGAAUAUUGAGAAGUUGCAGCGUCCUGUCUGGAUGGCUCAGCGCUAACUGGGAGUCACGCGAGAGGCUCUAACACAGUGUGUCCUAAUAGGAUGUCCAGAAGGAAUAUAAGUGAUGACCCCUGCAGAAGGAGCAGGGUGAAUAAUGGGAGUUUUCCAGAUGACGGACGAGUGUGGGUGCCAUGGCGACGGUGCUAAUGAGGCUGUGAUUUGGGGUGUUGAGCAGGCAGAUGGCCGUGAAUCUCUCUCACACACACACACACACACACACACACACACACACACACACACACACACAGAAAUGACACAGAGAUGCGUUCUUUAAAUAUCACCUUGUUUUUAUUACACAGACAUACACGAGAGCGUUAGCAGCCUGCCUUCAGCUCCACUCCCACUACUUCUUCUGUCCUCUCUGUCUUUUCACAAGCACAGAUGCUUUCAGGAGCGCUCAAUCACAGCCUGGUGGGCUCUGGGAGACACAUUAUUUGGUCACAGGUGAUUAACACACAGGCUGUUAGGAGGUUAUGAAGUCUCACGACUGUCACCAAGUUUAUUCGGCGGUGAGCACCAGUGUGGCAUGACUUCAGAUUAAAGGCUGGUUAAAAUUGAUAUUAUCUUUUUGAUGCGUCUUUAACAGAAUAACGGUUCGCUGGGGGUCAGCCAGCUAAAUGUGGCUUUUUGAUUUCUCUGGUUAACCCCUAACCUCUCUUUCCUGUGCCUCAACCACCCGUCAGCUGACUCUGACCAGUUAAACCAUACCGACGCCCUCCUAUGUGAAAAUAAAUAAUCUACGAAAAAGGAAACCACUCCCUUUCAGCAAACAGAGGGUUCUAAAAAAAAUGUACAAAGUCUUUGAAAAUAGGUCAAGUGUGACUUAAAACUCAAUUCUCUAUUUAUUUACAUAUAGAACCAUAUAAAACUGCAAAAGGAUAAACAGAAAGGUCAACAGCAUUAUAGAAAUUAUAUAGAAAUCUGCCCCCACAGGGUCUGGUGGAUCUUCUCGGAGCGUAUGCACGGGGGUGUCAGACUAUCGGAUUGCUGUCACGUCCAACUCCGUUUCAUUUUUCAAGCUCUUUGGUAACCCACACGAUCACUAAAAGAUAAUAAAAUAUUCUUUUACUCUAAUGUUAUCAUUUCUUACUUAACUUCCAAACACAUGACAUGACAUGAUGUAAUUGGUUUAUUAAAACAUUUUCUUUUUUUAAUUCACCAAGGGAAAAAAAAAACUGUGCACAGUGCAAAUUCUACAAACUAACUUUUAUGAGCCUUUUCAGAGAGUAAUUUUGAUGUUUUGGUUGAACCUUCGUAUCCCCCAACUAUUUUUCCACACUGUUCCCUGUCACUAGAUGGCAGCACUGAGCCCUCUGCACUUCCUAUGGACCCCUGAACACACCAGCUCUGCAAACUAAAACCACCGAUCAAAGAGUGG
This is a messenger RNA of Haplochromis burtoni (Burton's mouthbrooder), 5715 nucleotides long. It is a transcript of the gene hebp2, whose product is annotated as heme binding protein 2. Lineage: Eukaryota; Metazoa; Chordata; Actinopteri; Cichliformes; Cichlidae. The record is from RefSeq and is a predicted model, not a curated record. Bases 16 to 759 code for a protein of 247 amino acids. The transcript has 5 exons. Gene Ontology annotation, cellular component: cytoplasm.